Dioscorea cayenensis subsp. rotundata (Guinea yam) is the source of this 1220-nucleotide messenger RNA. RefSeq names its product rhodanese-like domain-containing protein 9, chloroplastic. NCBI's taxonomy places the organism in Eukaryota, Viridiplantae, Streptophyta, Magnoliopsida, Dioscoreales, Dioscoreaceae. The record is from RefSeq and is a predicted model, not a curated record. The transcript has 7 exons. Gene Ontology annotation, cellular component: chloroplast. Bases 108 to 800 code for a protein of 230 amino acids.
UGCCAUGGCAUCAUUUGCACUUCUUGGAUCAUCCAUGGAAAAAUCCAGUAGAAAAAUAAAAAAUAAAAAUUCUUCAAACCCUAACCCUAAUUACCUCAGGACGCGCCAUGGCUGUUCUUGGCUUCUGUGUGGCAUCUCCCCCGAGGUUGUCCUGGAAGGCAUUUGGAACCAAUAGAUUAUCAACCAGAGUACAUAGAUCGUAUCGAAGGAGAAUUGCUCUUGUUAGGGCUGAAGUGAACUUCGUGAAUGCCGAUGAAGCAAAGAGGCUGGUUAGUGAGGAAGGCUACACCAUUUUAGAUGUUAGAGACAAGACUCAGUAUGAAAGGGCUCAUAUAAAGUCAUCACAUCAUGUUCCUUUGUUUAUUGAAAACCAGGACAAUGACCUUGGUACAAUUGUGAAGAGGACUGUACACAAUAACUUCUCAGGAUUGUUCUUUGGGCUGCCAUUUACAAAACUUAACCCUGACUUUGUUCGAACCAUCAAAGAGAAGUUCUCUGAUGAUAGUAAAUUGUUGAUUGUUUGCCAGGAAGGAUUGAGGUCUGCUGCAGCUGCUAAUAAGCUGGAGGUAGCUGGUUACCGGAAUCUAUCAUGUAUUACAUCAGGUCUUCAAUCAGCAAAACCAGGAUCGUUUGAGUCCGAAGGUUCCACCGAACUGCAAAAUGCUGGCAAGGCUGGUCUUGUUACUAUUCAAGGGAAAAUCUCUGCUGUACUUGGAACUGUGCUCAUAUGUGCCUUUCUAUUUAUUACUUUCUUCCCAGAACAAGCAGAGAAGAUACUUCAAAUGAGUCCCUCCAGUUAGAGCAUCUUUUAUGCUCCCCAUCUUCGUGGAAAGAUUUUUUUUUUCUUUCUGCUGUGCAAAGUGGAACACAAUUUACAUUGGGGUCAAUGGAAGAGGAAGAGUGAAAAAUCUGGGUUCCAGCCUUUGGUUUUUCACUCCAUAGGGGAAAAUUCAGAAGUGGGCAUGCUGGGAAUUGUGAUGAAAAGCGAAUUUGGUAAAUUGGAUUCUCUCGCAAAAUGUACUGUUGUCAACCGAAUUGCAAACUGCGGUGUAUCCUUUGUUUUUCGUUAUUAUUUUUGUAGAAAAGCUGUAUGACGCUGUAACUUGCCAAAUUGUAGUAUUGCUGCAAUUUUCAGCUGCGCUCAAUUGAUUUGUAGAUGUUACAAGCACUCUUUAUGUGUAAUUUUCCCACUGAUUAUGUUUAUGUUGUAGAAGAAAACA